Dictyostelium discoideum AX4 is the source of this 222-nucleotide messenger RNA. RefSeq lists its product as hypothetical. The transcript has a single exon. Lineage: Eukaryota; Evosea; Eumycetozoa; Dictyosteliales; Dictyosteliaceae. The record is from RefSeq and is a predicted model, not a curated record. The coding region runs from base 1 to 222 and encodes 73 amino acids. Gene Ontology annotation, cellular component: nucleus.
AUGUAUAUUUAUGUUUCAUUAGUUGGUAAAACUUUCGAAUUACAAGUUAAAAAUUCAGAUACUAUUGAAAAGGUUAAAUCUAGAAUUCAAGAAAAAGAAGGUAUUCCACCAGAUCAACAAAUUUUAAUUUUUGCAGGUAAACAAUUAGAGGAUGUUCAUACUUUAUUAUAUUAUAACAUUCGAAUGGAAUCCACAGUCCAUUUAAUAGUAAGAUUAAAAUAA